GCCUUCAUUUGUGAUAGUGAAAGUAGCAGGCGCCAGGCGUGCGUUUGUGAGAUGUAAUUACACAGUAAUAACUUGUAUGGAUAUAUGGAAAGACUGUAGGUACAAGUGAUUUACAAUCAUGGAAGAAUUAAGCCGCCGCCUGGAGUUUGACAAUGUGACCAUACAGAUACAGGCUUUCAAAAGGCUUCAUGAUGACCUUAGGAAAAAGUUGUCUUUGGAACACAGACUGACAAAGACGUCGACCAAGUGUGCAGAAUACAAACUAUUAGAAGAAAAAUGUGGUGCUAUGGAGACGAUUGUUGUCAAGGCAACAUGUACAACAAUGGUGGAACUAGUGAGUGAUGGAUUGGCAGACUUCUCGGCUGUUCUUGAAUCCUUUCUCAAUCAAGUGCCAACUGCAAAGAACUUGUGUGGAAUUGUGCGGGGAACUGCGGAUUUGCUUGUGUGGCAGGCCGUGCAGAUGACCAGCGUCUCCACUGGGGGAUACAGCAACCCAUACACUCUGAGAUCUCCCCCUCACCCGUUUAUAACGAUUCUGACCAAUCGACCAGACUCCUGGUUACUCCUAGGCAACCAAGUGACAUACAUCUGCAGUUUGGAAGAUGAAAGAAUUCAAGGUCUAGCCAUUGAAAUCUUGGAACCAUUCUUGAAGUUUGUUUUUGCUGAACCACAAGACAAUCCGAAGUAUCAACCAAUGAGAAUGUUCCUACAGAGGGAGCUGCUCUUUGUAGCAGACCAAUCAGAUGACUGCAGUAAAAUGAAAAAAAUCCUAGGAUUUAUUGCAAACAUUCUAUCUUGUCUCCAGGUCCAGGACAAAAAUUCCGUGGGGAGAGCUGCUCUGUUUGUAAUGGACACUGUGGAUGUUUGUUUACACCGGGUCUCGGAAACUGAAGCAAUACUAAAAAAACUGGUGACCUACUUAGUGGAUUUGUGCUGGGAGUUUCACUUUCAGUCUCUGGAUGUCUCAAUGAUUACACGAUACCUCCACAGAGUGGCAGACAAAGCCCCAAACACUCUGUCAUGUGACACGAACUUAAUGUCCCUGAGUGGUCUUCUCCUGAAGGUUGACAUGGAGGAUGCUGUUACCAUACUUAAACCGGUAAAAAAGGUUGUGGAGUCUGACACUGAAGAUCUGUGUUCUGUAGCAGUGGCCUCCCUUGUUUUACCCAUUCUACAGAUCCUGUCUCAUUCGGGUUAUGGUCCUGGGACAGGGAUGGUUAAAUCUGCAAUCUCAAUAUCCAAGGGCAUCUUAAAGCUUAUUGAAGGAAAGCUAGUAAAGACACUCUGCAAGAGGAAACAGGAAACACCUCAAUUCUAUCAACACCUGACCUCUGCAACUUUUAUCAAUAACAACUACUCCAUGCUGGCCCGGGCUAUGGAGGAGGAGGAGGACUUGCCCGGGCUAUGGUUAAAGAAUCUUGUGGAUUCUGUGCUGAGACUGAAAUCUGUUCCACUCCAGCUUACCGUAACCGUGGCAGCACUGUUUGUGUUGUCAUCAGGGAAACCAUGGGCUGACCAAUCACUGAAGGCCUUACAGACAAUCUCCCACAUGGAUCAUAAACAGGCAUAUUACUUUCUACCUCUGUAUAUGUACAAACUAAACAAGAAUAUCAAUCCAGAAUAUCAACUCAGCAUCAUGAGAGCUAUCCCAAGCAUAGCACAACAUAAGAUAUGCAUUCCCACUGUACUGAGGACCAUUCAGACUUUUGGGUAUGUCUCCCGUCUGCAGGCCCUGUCCAUAUGCUUGCUAUCUGAACUCUGGUCACUGCAGGACAGGUGCUUUCCAUACUUACUGGAGUCUAUCACAAAGUCAACAGAAGUUGUGCUGACCAAAGAAGGGGUUGAUGAGGUUAAGCUAGCCAAAGCCAAGGCAAUUCGUGAUGUCUGUCUGUUGAGGGGUGAGCAGCAUGGGAGUGAUGUGUUAUCUCCUUUGUCCGAUUUACUAGAGAGCUCCACACAGGAAGUAGAUUCACCAGUUGCCUCCCUUGCUUUGGAAGGACUGUAUUACCUGUGUAAAGCUGAGGUUGUUGACAUUUUAUCAGUUUGGUCAGUGUUAGGAGAGAAACUCUCUGAAGACCCCAGAUCAAUCGUACAAGGCCGGAUUUGCCAGCUGUUCUCUCUGCUCCCAGAACUCCAAGUGAAAACAGAAGAAUUUGAGGAGUGUCAGCAAUAUGCAGUUUCGGCCCUCUGGCUCUUUGUCCAUGGCAGUAACCCGUCAGUCAGUGUAGCAGCUUUCAGGGCGCUGUCUAAAUUUGAUAUCUCAAGCUUCAACCUGUCCCACAUGCCAGACAAGGUGAAAGUCGAUUUCGUAAGGCAUGCAGAAGCCAUUAUAGCCAGGGGAGAUAACCCAGAUCUGACUGUGCAGGACAUUAUAAGGGACGUCCCAGGUGUCUGUUAUAUUCGUCUCCUUGAUGCUAUCUCACCUGAGAGUUAUAUAGGAUAUGAAGACUUCUUGUGUGAACAUGUGGGGUCAGAGGUCAAGAAAUUUCGUCGUGGAAUAUACCAUACAUCAGCACGGCAACUAGGAGCGGCAUCCAAUCAGAGUAAAGCAGUGGCCUCCAUACCGUCAUUUCUUCAGCAGCAGUAUGACAGAUGUAAACACCCGGGCUUGUUGCCCGGGCUAGCAGCGGGACUUCUAUUCAGUUUUGAUCCGCCUGUAGAGGUUGGCAGAGAUGGACGCCCAAGAAAACACUACUCCAUUACCCACAGUAAAAACUUUCAGCACAUGUUUACCACCCUGUUACACGAGGUUUUAAUCCAGCCGUCUGACUGGCAGGCAAUGCUGCACAUCCCGCUGGCCUGGGGGGCAUUCAUUGACAGGCUGUAUACUGCCGUCACGGAGGGCCGAAAAGCAGAGAUUGAUCUUCAAUUGAAAAAAGAUCACAUUGGAGAGGAGGAGGCUGUAGAGAAAAAGAAAGUAGCAUGGCUCUGGGUCCGAGACAAGCUGACAGAGGCCAUAAAGAAUGCAUCGAAAGAGAGCCCCAGUGUUCAGGGAAAUGCUGUGCUGGCGUUGGGAGGCCUCGUAUUGACUUCACAGAAACAUUGGAUCAGCCUGGACAAGAAAAGUCAGAGCGAGAUUGAGCAGGUCAAGGAGUUCCAGAGCCAGACGCACUGGACGACUGUUGCCAUGGAUACCCUGAUGUCUCUGAUGGAUGUAACUUUUCAACCGAAGGGCAACAUCCUGGGAAUCUGUCAACAGAGGUCUGUUGAUGACCGGAUGACCAGCAGUUUUCUGGUCCAGGCUGCCUCAGUUUUGGCUCUCUGCCAGCUCACACCAGUUAUUAUUAACCUAGAUAUGAGCAGGAUCUUUGUGAUGCUGGAGACCCUUACAACAUGGUUACCAGGGCAACCGGAUGCGCCGGAAGCUCCCGUCUUACAGCUGGCCUACGGUCUUGGUCUGGGAGGAGUUCUUGGGAAACUGUUUGAGGAGAACUUCAUGGAUUCCUGCAGUUCAAAGGAAGUUACACAGAUAUGGCAAACUCUGGACAAGUUAGAAGAUGUUUGUCUGGCAGGAGGAGAGGAAGGCUGUGGAAGUCUCCUAGGACUAGGCGUGGCUGUGACCGCCCUUUGUAACAACACUAGAACUGAGGCGAGGGCACAUGUCCUCACCGUGCUAGACAAACUGCAAGCUAAGCUACAGACAACAAAGCCAGACAACCUGGUACAUCAGGUGCUCUGUGUGUCUUUGGCACUGAUUAACAGUUCAGCAUUUAACGCCAACAUCAUAGCAUCUGACAGAGUCCUGUCUGCUGUAGGCAAGGUCUCCGCUGAUCAAAACGAGGCUCCACAGAGUGUGGAAUUAGCCAUGGCUGUAGGGAUUUUGAUGUAUCAUCUGACAAAGGCAGGAGUCUCGGGAAUGGUGGACCAGCAACAACAUUUGCUACACACCUGGACAAAGAACAUAACCUGCAAGGAGAGUUCACCUUUGUUGCGCAUGGCUGCCAUGAGUGGACUAAUGGCUUUAAUCGGUUCCCAGAAAACUCUUAUUUCUAACACUGGAAGCAUGUCGAUGUCCUUGGGUGGUAUGGAUGCUGACGAUGUUGUCAAGGUGAUGACUCAGAUGAUUUCCACCGGUGAUGACCUUGGAAUUCAGAAAACAGCAGCCUGGAUGUUGGGGAACUAUUAUCUUUCUGCGUCUUCAGUGGCAGAGACCAGAGUUAACGUGCCUAUCUCCCUGAAAUAUCUCCCAGAAUCCAGUCUGUUACGAGCAGUGGUAGACUUUCUCAUUGAGGCAGGCAAGAAAGGACCUGAAGCUAUUCCAGAGACCCGGGUGAAGUGCUGCCUCAGAAGUCUAGUGGAAAAAGUCAGUCAAACCCUGCCCCCUGUCAACUGGGCUGGUAUCCUCGCCCCCUUAAUGAGAGUCAAUUUCAGUGACGAAGUGAAGAGGUUAUGUCUUCAAUUAGCCAUUACCCAGAGUUUCUAUUCCCCUACAGCAGCCAUUUUGGUUAGUUCGUGGAUGGUUUCUCCUCUCCUGCAGACUCUCAAUGAUUCCUGUCGUGGCUUGCUCUAUGUUGAAUUACCUACACUGGUGACCUCUGUGUCCCCUGCGACCUUGACUUCACUCCUUGACAUGAUGCAGAAGGAAAAGGGUGAUUUGUAUCUCCAUGGUUUGUACGGACUUCACAGGGCACUGAAGAUUCGUGACCUUCCUUCUGCUGUUACAGACAUUUUGUUACAGUGUUUGAAAUCGGUCUACAAAAGAACAGUGGGAGAGCAGACUGAUUAUCGAGUUCAUCAUCUGUUAGGGGAAUGUCUCGGAAGUGUUCCAGACGCUGUGUUUGAUGACCUGACAGAGGGGGAUUUUUCUGAUGCGGAUGACCACUUCCUGUGCUGUUUUGUGAGAUGUUAUCUGGUGGUCCAGGGACGGCAACCAAUGGCCUUGCUGAACCGCUGUGUGGAUGCCAGCCUUAACAAUCCAGACAGCAUCACGUCAGAGCUGCAUGCUUUGUUUUAUCACACAUUCUGGCACAUCGCCCAAUCUCAAGCAGAGUCCAAUGGCACCUUACAUCGGCUUCAGUGGCUCUUAGAGUUACUGGGUCACAUUCGAAAUGUGUCAACAGGAGCCAUAACUCUGUCAGACAAAGUCACAAAUACAGAUCAGAUGGUACAGUUUGGGAUCCAUCUGGCUGCCUCUGUCAUCAGUAUGUUUACCUCGUCCUCCACAGCUUUAGUCUACAAUAUAAAUCCACAGUUCCUGAUGGACUCCUAUCCCAAUAGUCCUUUCCAGGAAGGUCAUAACCUGACCUUGAGCAGGUGCCCUGGGAGUCCUGUCAAUUUCUUACCUUCGUUUAUUACUGGGCUUGAGGGAGAACCCUGGAGUCAGAUCUUACUCAAGGUUCUUGACUGGAUGGGUUUGAUGCAGAAGAAACAGACCCCAGCUGCUCUGUCUGCUGUUGAGAUCAGCCUGAAGCAUUCAGUGCACUUUAGGAGGGUGCAGACAUGGACAGAUGUUAUUCAGAGAUACAACACAAUCUCAGAGAUGUAGAGGGCUGGAGAUGUAGUGGGCUGGAGACUUUGUGGAUUCUUUAAUGGGCCAGAAAUUUACAUAAACCAAAGACAUCAUACACUCUAGCAAUAUAACAUGGUGUCAGGGGCGUAAUAAUGACCUGCAGAUUUUGUGGACUGGAGAUUUUCGUACGGCAGUCAGACUGCUAAAAUUGUUAGUGAUCUGAAGAACCAAUUAAGCAUGCGAUGGAUGCACUACUCACAUAUUUGACAUGCUAAUACAUUUACAGUCUAGGUCUAAUUGAUUUCAUAUUUUGUAUUGUAUUUAUGUGUAAGGGAAGUUCAAAACAAUAAAAAAUGAAGGGGGAAAUGCAUUACA
Ostrea edulis (European flat oyster) is the source of this 5824-nucleotide messenger RNA. Its product is annotated as focadhesin-like. Gene Ontology annotation, biological process: regulation of post-transcriptional gene silencing. The transcript is spliced from 40 exons. The record is from RefSeq and is a predicted model, not a curated record. Lineage: Eukaryota; Metazoa; Mollusca; Bivalvia; Ostreida; Ostreidae. The coding region runs from base 119 to 5485 and encodes 1788 amino acids.